AUGUUGAAACGCACUAGGCAAUACGAGUCCCUCUCCGACAAGAUCCACAGGUACCGAGGCGUAAUCUUGGUGAUUUCAGUUCCUCUCCUCCUCAUCUCGUUUGUGCUCUUUCUCAUGCCAAUCCGCUCGCCCUCUGACUCCAUGAACUCCCGUAACCGCAAGUUUUCCCCCGACUACCUCGGAACCUCAUCUUCAUCUCGGAGCUACGCGGUCAUCUUUGAUGCCGGCAGUUCUGGCAGCAGGGUCCACGUUUUCUGCUUUGAUGAGCACUUGGAUCUUAUUCCGAUUGGCAAAGAUCUUGAGCUUUUUUUGCAGUUAAAACCCGGUCUGAGUGCAUAUGCAAAAGACCCCAAGGCUGCUGCGAGUUCUUUACUAUCCCUUCUGCAGAAAGCGGAAAGUACUGUUCCACGAGAGUUGCGUCACACCACUCCGGUCAGAGUUGGGGCAACUGCCGGUCUUCGGCAAUUGGAAGGUGAUGCGUCGGACAGAAUUUUGCAAGCGGUGAGGGAUUUUCUAAAGAAUAAAAGCACUCUCAAAUCCAAGGCUGAUUGGGUGACUGUUCUGGAUGGAACUCAGGAAGGUGCUUAUCAAUGGGUGACCUUAAACUAUCUAUUAGGGAGAUUGGGUAAGAAAUACUCAAAUACUGUUGGAGUGGUUGAUCUCGGAGGUGGAUCCGUACAAAUGGCAUAUGCCAUUUCGGAGUCAGAUGCUGCAAAGGCUCCAAGGAUAUCAGAUGGAGAGAAUACAUAUGUGCAGGAAAUGUAUCUCAAGGGAAUGAAAUAUUACCUUUAUGUUCACAGUUAUUUGCACUAUGGCUUACUAGCAGCCCGAGCUGAGAUUCUGAAGGUUGCUGAAGAAGCUGGCAGCCCAUGCAUCUUGGCAGGCUAUCAUGGGAGAUACAAAUAUGGAGGAACAUUUUAUGAAGCAUCAGCUUCUCCAUCUGGUUCAAGCAUGAACAGAUGCAGGGAAGUAGCUAUAAAGGCUCUCAAAGUUAAUGAAUCAACAUGCACCCACAUGAAAUGCACAUUUGGUGGAGUAUGGAAUGGUGGAGGUGGGGACGGACAGAAGAAUCUGUUUGUUGCUUCAUUUUUUCAUGACAGGGCUGCCGAGGCUGGUUUUGUUGAUCCAAACAAGCCUGUUGCCAAAGUUCGUCCAGCUGAUUUUGAGGAUGCAGCUAAGCGUGCUUGUGAAACUAACUUGAAGGAUGCUAAAUCUUUAUAUCCUCGUGUGGAUCCUGAUAACCUGCCAUACUUGUGUAUGGAUCUUGUGUAUCAGUUCACGUUGCUUGUAGAUGGGUUUGCCCUAGAUCCUUGGCAAGAAAUUACAUUGGUGAAACAAGUUGAAUACCAAAAUUCACUGGUUGAAGCAGCAUGGCCGUUGGGCAGUGCCAUUGAGGUUUUGUCAUCAUUGAAGGAACCACAUACUACAUAA
Molecule: messenger RNA, 1431 nt
Organism: Ilex paraguariensis (yerba mate)
Lineage: Eukaryota; Viridiplantae; Streptophyta; Magnoliopsida; Aquifoliales; Aquifoliaceae
Source: the annotation of a GenBank genome assembly